Messenger RNA from Trametes versicolor FP-101664 SS1, 791 nucleotides. RefSeq names its product UDP-N-acetylglucosamine 1-carboxyvinyltransferase. The coding region runs from base 77 to 733 and encodes 218 amino acids. NCBI's taxonomy places the organism in Eukaryota, Fungi, Basidiomycota, Agaricomycetes, Polyporales, Polyporaceae. The transcript has 8 exons. The record is from RefSeq and is a predicted model, not a curated record.
CGCACCUUGUCCGCAGACCACGUCGACCCUUCUCUUUCUUCUCUAGUCCACCACCCCUCCGCUCCAGCAAGUCAGCAUGCCAUCCGACAAGGUUCACGUCCUCGCGCACCCGAUUGUGAACGCGCGGCUCUCGAAACUGCGGCAGACGACUACGAACUCGAGGGAGUUCCGCGAGGGCAUUCAUGACAUCAGUCUGAUCCUCGGUAUCGAGGCGAGCCGGGAUCUAGAGGAGGCAACCUUCAAAGGGGACACCCCGGUUGGCCCGUUCACGGGUUCCGUGAUCAAGCCUAACAUUGGACUCACGCCCAUCCUGCGCGCUGGUAUGGGGAUGACCGAUGCUUUGCUCAAUCUCUUCCCGGCCGCGAGCGUGUACCAUCUCGGGAUCUACAGGGAGAAGGUGUCUUUGCAGCCGGUCGAGUACUACUCGAAGCUUCCCCCGAACCCGACUGUGGACCAGGUGUUCUUGCUCGACCCUCUCAUUGCUACCGGUGGCACGGCGUGCGCAGCCAUGCACAUGUUGAUCGAGUGGGGUAUCUCUGUGAAUAAGAUCAAGCUGCUGUGCGUCCUCUCAUCCCAGGAUGGCUUGAACAGGGUCCAGAAGGAGUUCCCGGGUGUCGAGAUCUGGGUCGCGGCUGUUGACCAGCACCUGACGCCUAACGGUUUGAUUUCUCCUGGACUGGGUGACACGGGUGAUCGUCUGUACAACACUGUCAAGGGAUCUGAGAAGAUUUGAAUAAUCUGAUACUGCUGUAUUUUGUACUGUAACUCGGAAGGAAACAUCUUCGCUACAC